This is a messenger RNA of Nycticebus coucang (slow loris), 7075 nucleotides long. RefSeq names its product plexin D1 (gene PLXND1). Gene Ontology annotation, molecular function: semaphorin receptor activity; protein binding. NCBI's taxonomy places the organism in Eukaryota, Metazoa, Chordata, Mammalia, Primates, Lorisidae. Gene Ontology annotation, biological process: regulation of cell migration; semaphorin-plexin signaling pathway involved in axon guidance; negative regulation of cell adhesion. The record is from RefSeq and is a predicted model, not a curated record. The coding region runs from base 135 to 6002 and encodes 1955 amino acids. Gene Ontology annotation, cellular component: semaphorin receptor complex. The transcript is spliced from 37 exons.
GGGGGCGGCUGGCGCGGGCAGGAAGCGCCUCGUCGCCCGGGCCCGCCCCCCGCCUGCUGCCGCCUCCGGGCUCCCGAUCCCGGCCGCGCCGCGCCCCAUGCACUCGCCGCGCAGCGCACCCCGCUCACGCCCGGAUGGCUCGUCGCGCCGCGGGCGGCGCACCCCGUAGCGCCCGGGCCGCCGCGUCCAGCCCUCUGCGGGCGCGCCGGCCAUUCCCGACCCCGCCGCGGCCGCGCGUGCCCCCGCGGGGCCGGUGGCCGCUCCUGCUGCUGCUCCUGGGCGCGGCGCGGGUGGGCGCCCUGGAGAUCCAGCGCCGCUUCCCCUCGCCCACGCCCACCAACAACUUCGCCCUGGACGGCGCGGCGGGCACGGUGUACCUGGCGGCCGUCAACCGCCUCUACCAGCUGUCGGGCGCCAACCUGAGCCUGGAGGCCGAGGCGGCCGUGGGGCCGGUGGCCGACAGCCCUCUGUGUCACGCCCCGCAGCUGCCCCAGGCCUCGUGCGAGCACCCGCGGCGCCUCACCGACAACUACAACAAGAUCCUGCAACUGGACCCUGGCCAGGGGCUGGUGGUCGUGUGCGGUUCCAUCUACCAGGGCUUCUGCCAGCUGCGCCGCCGGGGCAACAUCUCGGCCGUGGCGGUGCGCUUCCCGCCCGCCGCGCCGCCCGCGGAGCCCGUCACCGUGUUCCCCAGCAUGCUGAACGUGGCGGCCAACCACCCGAACGCGUCCACCGUGGGGCUGGUGCUGCCGCCGGCCGCCGGCGCGGGAGGCAGCCGCCUGCUGGUGGGCGCCACGUACACCGGCUACGGCAGCGCCUUCUUCCCGCGCAAUCGCAGCCUGGAGGACCACCGCUUCGAAAACACACCCGAGAUCGCCAUCCGCUCCCUGGAUGCGCGCGGCGACCUGGCCAAGCUCUUCACCUUCGACCUUAACCCCUCCGACGACAACAUCCUCAAGAUCAAGCAGGGCGCCAAGGAACAGCACAAGCUGGGCUUCGUGCGCGCCUUCCUGCACCCGCCGGAUCCGCCGCCGAGCGCGCCGUCCUACGCGUACCUGGCGCUCAACAGCGAGGCGCGCGCGGGCGACAAGGAGAGCCAGGCGCGGAGCCUGCUGGCGCGCAUCUGCUUGCCCCGCGGCGCCGGCGGCGACGCCAAGAAGCUCACGGAGUCCUACAUCCAGCUGGGCUUGCAGUGCGCGGGCGGCGCGGGCCGCGGCGACCUCUACAGCCGCCUGGUGUCGGUCUUCGCCGCACGCGAGCUGCUCUUUGCAGUCUUUGAGAGGCCCCAGGGGGCCCCCGCGGUCCGCGCGGCUCCCGCGGCGCUCUGCGCCUUUCGCUUCGCGGACGUGCAAACCGCUAUCCGCAAGGCGCGCACCGCCUGCUUCGUGGAGCCGGCACCCGACGUGGUGGCGGUGCUGGACAGUGUGGUGCAGGGCACCGGGCCAGCCUGCGAGCCCAAGCGCAAUAUCCAGAUGGUUCUGCUGCUACAUUCUGGUGACCUCCCUGAGUCCCUGCUCAGAGCCUCCAAUGUCCAGCUGCAGCAGGAGCAGCUGGACUGUGGUGCCGCCCACCUGCAGCACCCGCUGUCCAUCCUGCAGCCCCUAAAGGCCACACCCGUGUUCCGAGCCCCAGGCCUCACCUCCGUGGCUGUAGCCAGUGUCAACAACUACACCGCCGUCUUUCUGGGCACAGUCAAUGGGAGACUUCUCAAGAUCAGUCUGAACGAGAGCAUGCAGGUGGUGAGCAGGCGGGUGGUAACGGUGGCCUAUGGGGAGCCCGUGCACCAUGUCAUGCAGUUUGACCCAGCAGACCCCGGUUACCUUUAUCUGAUGACGUCCCACCAGAUGGCCAGGGUGAAGGUUGCUGCUUGCAAUGUGUACGCCACCUGCGGGGACUGCGUGGGUGCGGCGGACGCCUACUGUGGAUGGUGCACCCUGGAGACACGGUGCACUCUGCAGCAGGACUGUGCCAACUCCAGCCAGCAGCAUUUCUGGACCAGCGCCAGCGAGGGUCCCGGCCGCUGUCCCUCCAUGACCGUCCUGCCUGCUGACAUUGACGUGCACCGAGAGUACCCAGGCAUGAUCCUGCAGAUCUCCGGCAGCCUGCCCAGCCUCAGCGGCAUGGAGAUGGCCUGUGACUACGGGAACAACAUCCGCACCAUGGCCCGGGUGCCUGGGCCUGCCUUUGGCCAUCAGAUCGCCUACUGCAACCUCCUGCCAAGGGACCAGUUCCCGCCCUUCCCACCCCACCGCGACCAUGUGACCGUGGAGAUGUCUAUGAGAGUCAACGGGCGGAACAUCGUUGGAGCCAAUUUCACCAUCUAUGACUGUAGCCGCAUGGGACAAGUGUAUCCCCACACAGCCUGCACCAGCUGCCUGUCAACACAGUGGCCCUGUUUCUGGUGUACCAAGAAACACACCUGUGUCUCCAACCAGUCUCAGUGCGAAGCCUCCCCAAACCCCAUGAGACCCCAGGACUGCCCCCAGACCCUGCCCUCACCCCUGGCACCCGUACCCACUGGCGGCUCCCAGGACAUCCUGGUGCCUCUGGCCAACGCUGCUUUUUUCCAAGGUUCAGCCCUAGAGUGUAGCUUUGGGCUGGAGGAGAUCUUCGAGGCUGUAUGGGAAAAUGAAUCUGUUGUACGCUGCAACCAAGUGGUGCUGCACACAACCCAGAAGAGCCAGGUGUUUCCACUCAGCCUACAACUAAAAGGGUGGCCAGCCCGAUUCUUGGACAGCCCUGACCCCAUGACAGUCGUGGUCUACAACUGCGCCAUGGGCAGCCCCGACUGUUCCCAGUGCCUGGGCCGCGAGGACCAGGGUCAUCUGUGCAUGUGGAGUGAUGGCUGCCGCCUGCGGGGCCCCAUCCAGCCCCUGCCUGGCACCUGCCCUGCCCCGGAGAUCCGUGAGAUUGAGCCCCUGAGUGGCCCCCUGGAUGGAGGGACUCUGCUGACCAUCCGCGGCAGGAACCUGGGCCGGCGACUCAGUGACGUGGCCCAUGGUGUGUGGAUCGGCAGCGUGGCCUGUGAGCCGCUAGCUGACAGAUACACGGUGUCGGAGGAGAUCGUGUGUGCCACGGGGCCAGCCCCAGGGCUGUUAUCAGAUGUGGUGACAGUGAACGCCUCCAAGGAGGGCAGGUCUCGGGAGCGCUUCUCCUACGUGCUGCCCCUGAUCCACUCCCUGGAGCCUGCCAUGGGCCCCCAGGCAGGCGGCACCAGGAUCACCAUCCAUGGGAGUGACCUCCAUGUGGGCUCCGAGCUCCAGGUCCUGGUCAAUGGUACAGACCCCUGCAUAGAGCUCACGCGCAGGGACAGCAGCAUCACCUGCACCAUGCCUGGGGGGGCCCUGCCAGCCGCCGUGCCCGUGUGCGUGCGCUUUGAGCACCGGGGCUGUGUGCACGGCAACCUCACCUUCUGGUACAUGCAGAACCCGGUCAUCACGGCCAUCAGUCCCCGCCGCAGCCCUGUCAGCGGUGGCAGGACCAUCACGGUGGCUGGCGAGCGUUUCCACAUGGUGCAGAACGUGUCCAUGGCCGUACACCACAUUGGCCGGGAGCCCACGCUCUGCAAGGUUCUCAACUCCACCCUCAUCACCUGCCCAUCUCCCGGGGCCCUGAGCAAUGCAUCAGCACCCGUGGACUUCUUCAUCAAUGGCCGGGCCUAUGCGGACGAGGUGGCUGUGGCCGAGGAGCUGCUGGAGCCUGAGGAGGCGCAGCGGGGCAGCAGGUUCCGCCUGGACUACCUCCCCAACCCGCAGUUCUCCACAGCCAAGAGGGAGAAGUGGAUCAAGCACCACCCCGGGGAGCCUCUCACCCUGGUCAUCCACAAGGAGCAGGACAGCCUCGGGCUCCAGAGCCAUGAGUACCGCGUCAAGAUUGGCCAAGUGGCCUGUGACAUCCAGAUUGUCUCAGACAGAGUCAUCCACUGCUCAGUCAACGAGUCCCUGGGAGCCACCGAGGGGCAGCUGCCCAUCACAAUCCAGGUAGGAAACUUUAACCAGACCCUUGCCACACUGCAGCUGGGGGGCAGCGAGACGGCCAUUAUCGUGUCCAUCGUCAUCUGUAGCAUCCUGCUGCUGCUCUCCGUGGUGGCGCUGUUUGUCUUCUGCACCAAGAGCCGCCGGGCAGAGCGCUACUGGCAGAAGACCCUGCUGCAGAUGGAAGAGAUGGAAUCUCAGAUCCGGGAGGAAAUCCGCAAAGGCUUUGCGGAGCUGCAGACGGAUAUGACAGACCUGACCAAGGAGCUGAACCGCAGCCAGGGCAUUCCCUUCCUGGAGUAUAAGCACUUUGUGACCCGAACCUUCUUCCCCAAGUGUUCUUCCCUCUAUGAAGAGAGCUAUGUACUGCCCUCUCAGACCCUCAACUCCCAGGGCAGCUCCCCGGUGCAGGAGACGCACCCACUGCUGGGAGAGUGGAAGAUUCCUGAGAGCUGCCGGCCCACCAUGGAAGAGGGUAUCAGCCUGUUCUCCUCACUGCUCAACAACAAGCACUUCCUCAUCAUCUUCGUCCACGCACUGGAGCAGCAGAAGGACUUCGCGGUACGCGACAGGUGCAGCCUGGCGUCCCUGCUGACAAUCGCGCUCCACGGCAAGCUGGAGUACUACACCAGCAUCAUGAAGGAGCUGCUGGUGGACCUCAUCGACGCCUCUGCUGCCAAGAACCCCAAGCUCAUGCUGCGGCGCACAGAGUCCGUGGUGGAGAAGAUGCUGACCAACUGGAUGUCCAUCUGCAUGUACAGCUGUCUGCGGGAGACAGUGGGGGAGCCGUUCUUCCUGCUCCUAUGUGCCAUCAAGCAGCAGAUCAACAAGGGCUCCAUCGACGCCAUCACGGGCAAGGCCCGCUACACGCUCAACGAGGAGUGGCUGCUGCGGGAGAACAUCGAGGCCAAGCCCCGGAACCUGAACGUGUCCUUCCAGGGCUGCGGCAUGGACUCACUGAGCGUGCGGGCCAUGGACACCGACACCCUGACGCAGGUGAAGGAGAAGAUCCUGGAAGCCUUCUGCAAGAACGUGCCCUACUCCCAGUGGCCUCGUGCAGAGGAUGUUGACCUCGAGUGGUUCGCCUCAAGCACACAGAGCUACAUCCUGCGGGACCUGGACGACACCUCGGUGGUGGAAGAUGGCCGCAAGAAGCUUAACACUCUGGCCCACUACAAGAUCCCUGAAGGUGCCUCCUUGGCCAUGAGCCUCAUAGACAAGAAGGACAACACGCUGAGCAGAGUGAAGGACUUGGACACAGAGAAGUAUUUCCAUUUGGUGCUGCCCACGGAUGAGCUGGCUGAGCCCAAGAAGUCCCACCGGCAAAGCCACCGCAAGAAGGUUCUCCCAGAAAUCUACCUGACACGUCUGCUGUCCACCAAGGGCACGCUGCAGAAAUUUCUGGAUGACCUGUUCAAGGCCAUUCUGAGCAUCCGGGAAGACAAGCCCCCACUGGCUGUCAAGUACUUCUUCGACUUCCUGGAGGAACAGGCUGACAAGAGGGGAAUCUCAGACCCCGACACCCUGCACAUCUGGAAGACCAACAGCCUUCCUCUCCGGUUCUGGGUAAACAUCCUGAAGAACCCCCAGUUUGUCUUCGACAUUGACAAGACAGACCACAUCGACGCCUGCCUCUCGGUCAUCGCACAGGCCUUCAUUGACGCCUGCUCCAUCUCUGACCUGCAGCUGGGCAAGGAUUCCCCAACCAAUAAGCUCCUGUAUGCCAAGGAGAUUCCCGAGUACCGGAAGAUCGUGCAGCGCUACUACAAGCAGAUCCAGGACAUGGCCCCGCUCAGCGAGCAGGAGAUGAACGCCCAUCUGGCCGAGGAGUCACGGAAAUACCAGAAUGAGUUCAACACCAACGUGGCCAUGGCAGAGAUUUAUAAAUACGCCAAGAGGUAUCGCCCUCAGAUCAUGGCUGCCUUGGAGGCCAAUCCCACGGCCCGGAGGACGCAGCUGCAGCACAAGUUUGAGCAGGUGGUGGCUCUGAUGGAAGACAACAUCUAUGAGUGCUACAGCGAGGCCUGAGACGUACCGGGCAAGAGCCUGUCAGCACUGCUGCGGGGGAAACAGGGUGCCCACCAGGCCUGGGCCUCAUCUUAUGCCUGGCGUCCUUGCGUCUGGCUGGGAACUACCGAGCAGAAAUGACUGGGGCAAGGGGAUAAAGGAGGAGCCGCUCUGAGCCAAGCAGAGGAGCCCUGACCCUGGCCCCGUGGGCACCUCUGCCCGCUCCCACCUGCCCCCAGAUCGCCUCUGGGAUGGGGACCUUGAAUGCCACAGCCAGUGCCUGGUAAAGCUCAGCCUGGACUGUGCCCACCACUCACUCUGCUGAGAAAGCCCUGCCCAUGCGGGUGGCCCAGCACAAAUCCGGGCAGAGGAGAGCACCUGGGGAGGCUGCAGCCCAGGAACACUACCUCAUCCAAAUUGGUGCAGGGUGCCUCCUUGAACCAGCCCUCGGUUAGUUUCUGCUUUAACCACCAAAGUUAUCUGUUUCCCCUCACGGGGGAGGACCUUGACCACAGGCAGAUUCAGUGUUCUGUUUUUGUUGAGGGAGCAGCUACUGGUAGAGUGGGCAGUGCCCACUGGCCACAGGUGGGCUCUGUGGGCUUCUCCCCAAGUGGGCAGGGGCUGAGAAGAGGGGACAGGUGCUGGGAGCUUCCAGCCCCCCUGUAAGGAGAGGGGCUUCCCGGGCACCGAGGCUGUAGCUGGGCUACUCAGUCUUGCUGGAGGUGUUUCUAAAGAUAGCACCACUUUUUUGUUGUUUUUAAAAAAGCUUUUAUAUAUUAAAAAAAACUUAUGCGCCAACUGUGAAUAGCUGCCGCUUGUGCAGAGGACCUGGGGAGGGAUCCUGAGAGGCUCCCAAUGCAACACUGGAAACGACUGUUCCAGAGACAGGCAGACCUGGCAGAGACCCCCCCUUAGCGCCCUGAGCCAUCACCAGUUCUGUCAGAAGCAACAACCUUCUGUGGCUGCUCUAGCCGUUCAGUCCCUGCGCAGCAGAAACAGCCAGAGCUGGGACUGGCUAGAGGGGGGUGACCAGGAUUCUCUGGAAUCUUCUUUAUAAUAAAAGCCUGAUGGGAAAACCUACUGUGGGCUCCAGC